Molecule: messenger RNA, 1021 nt
Organism: Arachis duranensis
Lineage: Eukaryota; Viridiplantae; Streptophyta; Magnoliopsida; Fabales; Fabaceae
Molecular function (GO): zinc ion binding
Source: RefSeq, a predicted model, not a curated record
CCAUGGCCCCCUCUCUCUCCUCCCCCACAAAGCCUCUUCUUCAUUAUCUAUGCAUCUCUCUCUCUCUCUGCACGUUUUCUGUUCUUGUUUGCAGUGUCACUGUCCGUGUCUUCAGCCAAGAGCAAAGACUCUGUGUCUCUCUUACACCAUUGUGUGUGUCUUUGUGUUUCUGUUUUCUCUCUCUUUCUCUCUUCACUCUGCUGCACCCAUCAAAGGAUGGAACUUUCCUCAACCUGUUCCAAAAACUUCACACUUUUGGAACCAUGCAUUAAUGGGGUUGUAACCAAAAACCUUAUCUAAUCCAAUUCUUCUCCGCAAUUCUUUAUAAUAAUAUUAUUAACAACAAUAAUACUCCCCCUUUCAACUUUUCUAUUCUUCUUUUAGUCUUUAAGUACAAGAGGGUACUUAAACCCCAAAAGCUUCAAACUUUGGGAUUUCCCAUUCUCAGUUUCAACUUCUCAAGAACAAAGAACCAACCUUUGCUUCUGUUCUGUUUCUGUUUUCAAUGUCAAGUAUUCAAAUGUCUCAUGUGGAUUUGGAACAAGGAAGAAUCCUCCACCACCACCACCACCACCAUAGCUCAGUGACUGGGAGUGACAUUAGUCUAUGCUUCUCUGAUGCUGAUGAUGGAGGCUCAUGCUACUCCCAUUUCUACUCCACAAAUGGUGGUGGAUCCUACGAUGAAGAUUGCUGCUCCUAUGGUGGAGCCUCAAAUGUUGCAGAUGGUGAUGAUGAUGAUUGUUCAGUUGAGAUUGAAAUUGAAAGUGGGGUACCUGAGAUUAAGGUGCAUUUGGCCACAAACAAUAAAGUUGAGAGUAGGGAUUGCAGGAUUUGCCACCUUGGUUUGGAAGGUGAUGAUGGGAAUAAUGAAUCUGGUGUUCCAAUUGAAUUGGGUUGUUCUUGUAAAGAUGAUCUUGCUGCUGCUCACAAGAAUUGUGCAGAGGCUUGGUUCAAGAUUAAGGGUAAUAGGACCUGUGAAAUUUGUCAUACAAUUGCACGGAAUGUGUAUUCAGCAAGUGAG